GGAUUCACGAAGCCCCGAGCGAACUUCUCGCUUUAUCACUACGUGCGUCAAUUGCGUAAAUGUUCCCGUGAUCGUGGGCAGACGCGCGCAUGCUCAUUGUCAGGGGGAGUGAGAGGAGCAUGAAUGGAGCAAAAUGGCGGAUCAUGUGCAGAGCCUAGCCCAGCUAGAGAUCCUGUGCAAGCAGCUAUAUGAGACCACAGACACCACCACACGUCUACAGGCCGAGAAAGCUCUGGUGGAGUUCACCAACAGUCCCGACUGUCUGAGUAAAUGCCAGUUGUUGCUGGAAAGCGGAAGUUCCUCGUACUCCCAGUUGUUGGCUGCAACGUGUCUCUCCAAGUUGGUGUCUCGUACGAGCAACCCACUUCCCCUGGAGCAGCGCAUUGACAUUCGAAAUUAUGUUCUCAAUUAUCUGGCAACCCGACCAAAGCUUGCUGCCUUCGUGACACAAGCCCUGAUCCAGCUCUAUGCCAGAAUCACCAAGCUUGGCUGGUUUGACUGCCAAAAGGAAGAUUACGUCUUCAGGAAUGUCAUUGUCGAUGUAACAAGAUUCCUGCAGGAUAGUGUUGAACACUGCAUCAUAGGAGUCACAAUUCUUUCCCAGUUAACCAAUGAGAUCAACCAAGCGGACUCAACACAUCCACUUACAAAACAUAGAAAGAUUGCAUCAUCGUUUCGAGAUUCCUCCUUGUUUGACAUUUUUACCCUCUCCUGCAACCUCCUCAAGCAGGCAUCUGGGAAGAACUUGAAUCUAAAUGAUGAGAGCCAGCAUGGGCUACUCAUGCAGCUACUCAAACUGGCCCACAAUUGCCUCAACUUUGAUUUCAUCGGCACAUCCACCGAUGAGUCCUCAGAUGAUCUGUGCACCGUCCAGAUCCCCACCAGCUGGAGAUCAGCCUUUUUGGAUUCCUCAACCUUGCAGCUGUUUUUUGAUUUGUAUCAUUCCAUCCCUCCCUCGCUGUCUCCCUUGGUUUUGUCUUGUCUAGUCCAAAUAGCGUCUGUCCGGCGGUCUCUUUUUAACAACGCAGAGCGAGCCAAGUUCCUCUCCCUUUUAGUAGAUGGUGUGAAGAGAAUAUUGGAGAACCCUCAAAGUUUGUCGGACCCAAACAAUUACCAUGAGUUCUGCCGACUACUGGCUCGACUUAAGAGUAACUAUCAGCUGGGAGAGCUGGUUAAAGUAGAGAACUACCCCGAGGUCAUAAGACUGAUUGCUAACUUCACCGUAACUAGUCUGCAGCACUGGGAGUUUGCGCCCAACAGUGUUCACUAUCUGCUGAGCCUGUGGCAGCGGUUAGCGGCAUCUGUCCCUUAUGUAAAGGCCACAGAGCCCCACAUGCUUGAGACCUACACCCCUGAGGUGACCAAGGCCUACAUCACAUCCCGCCUAGAGUCCAUACACAUCAUUCUGAGGGAUGGUCUUGAAGACCCCUUGGAUGAUGCAGGCUUGGUUCAACAGCAGCUGGACCAGCUGUCUACUAUCGGCCGGUGUGAGUAUGAGAAGACCUGUGCACUGCUGGUCCAGCUCUUCGAUCAGUCGGCCCAGUCAUACCAGGAGCUGCUGCAGUCCACCAACUCCAGCACGAUAGACAUAGCAGUGCAGGAGGGUCGCUUGACAUGGCUAGUGUACAUAAUUGGCGCAGUCAUUGGAGGAAGAGUAUCCUUCGCCAGCACUGAUGAGCAGGAUGCCAUGGAUGGGGAGCUUGUGUGUCGAGUUUUGCAGUUAAUGAACCUCACAGACUCGCGGCUGGCUCAAGCAGGAAAUGAGAAGCUUGAGUUAGCCAUGCUCAGUUUCUUUGAGCAGUUUCGCAAAAUCUACAUCGGUGACCAGGUGCAAAAAUCAUCAAAGUUGUAUCGAAGACUAUCAGAGGUUCUUGGCUUGAAUGAUGAGACCAUGGUACUCAGUGUUUUCAUUGGGAAAAUAAUCACCAACUUGAAGUACUGGGGACAGUGUGAACCAAUCACAUCUAAGACACUACAGCUUCUCAAUGACCUCUCGAUUGGAUACAGCAGUGUUAGGAAACUUGUGAAACUCAGUGCUGUCCAGUUCAUGCUAAACAACCAUACCAGUGAGCACUUUUCUUUCCUGGGUGUGAACAAUCAGGCCAACCUCAGUGACAUGAGAUGUCGGACCACUUUCUACACAGCCUUGGGAAGACUUCUUAUGGUAGAUUUGGGUGAGGAUGAGGACCAGUUUGAACAGUUCAUGCUUCCUCUUACUGCUGCGUUCGAGGCCAUUGCUCAGAUGUUCAGCACCAACACCUUCAAUGAACAAGAAGCAAAAAGGACUUUAGUAGGACUGGUAAGAGAUCUAAGGGGAAUUGCCUUUGCCUUUAAUGCCAAGACCAGCUUUAUGAUGCUCUUUGAUUGGAUUUACCCCUCGUACAUGCCCAUCUUACAGAGGGCAAUAGAGCUCUGGUACCAUGUACCUGCCUGCACCACACCGGUCCUCAAACUCAUGGCUGAGCUCGUCCACAACAGGUCACAGAGAUUACAGUUUGAUGUGUCAUCGCCGAAUGGAAUUCUGCUGUUCAGGGAAACCAGCAAGAUGAUUACAACAUAUGGGAAUCGGAUCCUGACGCUGGGUGAGGUGCCAAAAGAUCAGGUGUACGCACUGAAACUGAAGGGAAUCUCCAUUUGCUUCUCCAUGCUGAAAGCCGUAUUAAGCGGCAACUAUGUCAACUUCGGCGUCUUCCGUCUGUACGGUGAUGAUGCCUUGGACAACGCUCUACAGACCUUUAUUAAGCUUCUCUUGUCCAUCCCUCACAGUGACCUGCUGGACUAUCCAAAGCUUAGUCAGUCUUUCUACUCUCUUCUGGAGGUGCUAACCCAAGACCAUAUGAACUUCAUCGCCAGCCUGGAGCCUCAUGUGGUCAUGUAUAUCCUGUCCUCCAUAUCUGAGGGGCUCACAGCACUUGACACAAUGGUAUGCACUGGAUGCUGCUCAAGCCUGGACCACAUAGUUACUUAUCUAUUCAAGCAGCUGUCCCGCAGCACGAAGAAACGAGCGGCGCCCAUGGCCCAGGAGAGCGACCGCUUCCUUCACAUAAUGCAGCAGCACCCUGAGAUGAUCCAGCAGAUGCUGUCCACAGUGUUGAAUAUCAUCAUCUUUGAAGAUUGUAGGAAUCAGUGGUCAAUGUCACGGCCGCUGCUUGGCUUGAUUCUACUCAAUGAGAAGUAUUUUGCAGAUUUGAGGAACAGCAUUGUGAACAGCCAGCCACCAGAAAAGCAGCAAGCCAUGCACUUAUGCUUUGAAAAUCUCAUGGAGGGCAUAGAGAGAAACUUGCUGACCAAAAACAGAGACAGGUUUACACAGAAUCUUUCAGUAUUUAGAAGAGAAGUCAAUGACUCCAUGAAGAAUUCCACAUAUGGGGUAAACAGCAACGAUAUGAUGAGCUGACAUUCCGUAGAGCACCAGGCCCCGCCCAUGUGGCCCGGCCCCGGCCCGUACUCCCACCCGCCCCUGGCCUGGCUGCCGGGGGACCACCGCUGCGCAAGCCUGCACCCCCCACUCCCCAGUCCCUGAAAAUACCCCAUUACCUCUCUCCCUUCUCACUUCCUCCCUCCACCCCUUUUUAUAUAAAUAUAUAUAUAUAUACACAUAUAAAUAUAUACAUAUUUUAAAGCAAGUUUCUAGAGGUCAUUCUCCUUGACUAUUCUCUUGUCAUUUGGGGCUCUAAGUCCAAAGAGAGAGAAGAGGGUACGGCUGGGGAAUGGGUUUGGGGUGUGGGACGGCACCAGUGUGGACUCUGUAGAGUGGGCGGCACACCCGAACCACUCGGAGGGAGGAUGGGAAGUGGGCGUCUGUUUGUGUGUGUGUGAGCGUGAGUGUGUGUUUGAGAAGCAUGUCUGUGGGAGGAAGGGUUAGGAUGAGCUGGUAUACAUAGUGCUCUGCUUUUGCCUGCCUUGUAUAGAAACACAUAAGGAAGAAAAAAAAAAGUGUACAUUUUUUUUUCAUAACAUUUUCAACAAUGUUUAUAAUGAUUACGAUUUAAGACAAAUAAUGAGUGUGAUUGAAAACUUUUUACAGUCUAGUAAGUUAGUGCAACUGUGCUGAAGUGUGGGUUUGUCUGUAUGGAGAGAGUGGUUUAUAUCUGGCUGAUGAUGUGGGAUUGACACCUGUCCCUAGAGGGGGCGGAAUGAAGCAUCGGAUAGGAUCACGAGUUGUACAUUUAUUAUUUCCCCCCCCUCAAACUGACUCUAUAGAACACAAUCGGGAGCUAUGUAAAUACACCGAACCUCUUGCGUUAACGUUUUCAGAAGGAAUACCGUUUUCCCUCAAAUCUUGGGCAUGAUGAAGUCUUGUCUUGCGUCAACCUUUAGGUCACAUCCCCACCACCUCCUCCGUCGCCGAGGAUGUUUAGAUCUGCUCACAGUCCCAAAAACACCCCAUCCUCGUGUGAAACUCAUUGGAGAACGCACGCAUAACCUUUCCCCUUUUGUCUCUGAAGGGUUCCAUCAUGUCGUCUGUGGAUUUGAUUUGAUAAAGUGACUUGGUUAUGGUGAAGUUGCUCUCUGAGCUUUCGUCGAACUGUUUUACAUACAUUUUAAUCUCACAGGCUUCCAGUCUAUCGUGGCUUUAUUGUUGAUCUGGCGUAGUGGAGCCUAUAGAAUGUAGCCGUGUCCUUCAAAAUAAGAGCCUGGUACUCAAAUCAUUGUGACAGGAUCACUUUCGACAGUUGUCUCUAGCUUUAACCCCAUUAAAACAAAUAUUUCUCUCUCAUUCUUCUCUCUGAAUUCCGGGUUUAUUUUUAAUAACAGAAAACACGUCAGAAUAUGGUAGAUUUAAACACAGAGGCCGAAUGGAGUGUAUUAGCAACUUGUGCUACUCAACAGAUGUUGCUGCUAACUGUUUGUGAAGAACUAGCUCAUCUCUUAACCAUGUCCAACGCUCAUGGAUGUUCACUUUCUUUUCUUGGUUCCCUGAUGUGAAUGUGUUUUUGGUGACUGUGUGUUGGGUCAUUUGAGUGAUGAGGUAGCUGGUUGAAUUGUUUGAUUGUUUGUUUGGAUGUCUGCUACAUAUAGUGUAAGCAUUGUGACUGCAAAAUAAACAUCAUUGGUUUGUACUA
Carassius auratus (goldfish) is the source of this 5066-nucleotide messenger RNA. RefSeq names its product exportin-7-like. The coding region runs from base 134 to 3397 and encodes 1087 amino acids. Lineage: Eukaryota; Metazoa; Chordata; Actinopteri; Cypriniformes; Cyprinidae. Gene Ontology annotation, biological process: protein export from nucleus. The transcript is spliced from 28 exons. The record is from RefSeq and is a predicted model, not a curated record. Gene Ontology annotation, cellular component: nuclear pore; cytoplasm. Gene Ontology annotation, molecular function: nuclear export signal receptor activity; small GTPase binding.